This is a messenger RNA of Cladocopium goreaui, 1032 nucleotides long. The record is from the annotation of a GenBank genome assembly. Lineage: Eukaryota; Dinophyceae; Suessiales; Symbiodiniaceae.
UUGUUGUGGUAGAGCAUUUGGCGGAGGAGCCAGAUGGCGCUGCAGACUCCAAUGAAAAGGCGGAGGAUGAAGCUACUGGUGAGAAGCCGGAUGAGACCCAAGCUGCUGGUGAGAAGCCGGAUGAGACCCAGAAGGAGGCAACCGGUGCUGUGGAGCCCGAUGGAAAGGAGGAGGAUGGAGCGCAUGAGCUGGCGAAGUCUGGUCGAAAGGAGGCAUCGGGAUCUCAGAGUGGAAAGAAGGCCAGGGGUAAGACGCGGGCAUUUCUCUUAGUGACAUUGGAUCCAAAUGUUGUCGCCCGUGGUGGUGAUGCCUUGUUGGCUUUAUUUUUGUUCCGAGACCCAACUGGCGAGAGCGACAACACAGAAAAGCCGCAAGGAUCGAAGGGGAAUAGCUGGCAGGCUGGACUGGAGUUUGAGAAACAUACCAAAAUGAGUGCUGUGGCGGGCACGAUGAAUCAUGCUGCGUUGAGGAAGAGCCGCAAGGAUCCAAUUGGAGCCGCUGGAAGGAAAAUCCUCAGCAAUGGAAGUGGAGACGUUGGUGAGGUGGCUAUCACCACUUGUUGCACAUCACUCAUAGCUGGCUGCGUGACCUUUCCGGUUCCAGGUAACCCAGAUCUACCGGGAGACCUGGCCCCUCAACUGGCCAGAAUUGGUGGCUUGCUGGCUGCGGAAUUGCACAAGACAGAUCCAUGCAUUGCAGGAGACUUGGAUUGCGUGAAAUCCAUUGGCUUGUCCGGCACAGGCGUGCUGCUCACACGCAGUGGCACCUGUGCAGCAACGCUAUCAGUGAUGGAACUGAGUGGUGAUUCACUUCUUCGGAUCGGAGCAGGUGGAGAGGGAGGUAGAAGGGAGCAGGUGGAGGCUUCCACCUUGGGCGACGUGUCUUCCCUCAGCACUUUGUCUAUCUGGUACCAUCCAGUGAACACUUUGGCUGAACUCCCCUUCUAUGGCCAAAGCUUGGCUGCGGGAAAGGAGCUUUUGCAGGAGGCUUUCAACAAGCUGGGUAGGAAAGUAAGCCUAACCAGCCACCAAG